AUGGUUGCUUCAACCUUUACUCGACUUGCUACCUACCCACGUUUGUCUUGCGAAGAACUGGGGACAAAUACAGCUAAAGUAUUGUUCACAUGGAGUCAUUUCAAAAAUACCUCAUACCGCAUCGCUCGUCGCGCAAGAUCGGCUCUUGGAACAUUCGCUCACUUUGCGCAACGGGUGGCGCAAGGAUCCUCGUGGACGAAUUGUCGCGAUACGGUAUAUGCAUUAUGGGCCUGCAGAAAGUUCGAUGGCAAGGCGCUGCGAACCAAAGGACUCGUUUUGUUUCACAAGCUCAUCAUUUGCCUGGGCGACUUUAACGCGGUAGUUGGCCCCUUUGGUAGCGGGUCACCAAACGACAACUCGGAUCGUUUUUUGGAAUUCUGUGCGUCCGCAAGACUUAGGGUCUGCGGAUCUUGGUUUCGCCGUAAAGAUAUCCAUAGACUGACGUGGCACUCAAAUGACGGCCUUACGGCUAAGGAGGUUGACCAUAUCCUGGUAAAUGGCUGGUGGCGGGCGGUUUGUAACUGCCGUGUGUAUCGUAACAUGGAGUUUGAUACUGAUCAUUCCCAGGUGGUGGCCCCUUUCGCCAUCUUCUUUAAGGGCACUGUGGUUAAAACUAGACCUUUCCCUAGAUUUAAUAUCCGUUUUCUGCGCGAUAACGUCACUGCCGCAACAAACGCGGCCGAGUUAGAGAAUUCAUUUUGUGAUGCAAUGACCAAGAUGACUGAUAAGGUUUUUUGUUGUGCUGUUCCUAUGCGUCAUGAAAAGAUCUCAACCGCAGCAAGGCGACUGAUCGAAACGAAACGGCAGGCUAGACUUAGUGGCAUGAAGGAAGUCGCCUGCUCUCUACAUGGAUGCGAGGCGUGGUCAACUACUGGCGCUCAUUUGAAAAGGCUAGACGCUACAAAUCAUUGGUGCUUGCGCAGGAUCCGUUGUCCAACUUACCGCGAUCGCGUCACCAAUGUUGAGGUGAGGAGAAGAACAGAGCAGCCCUCCGUUUCCUCACUCCUGUUCAAGCGUCGUCUAAAUUUAUUUGGUCACAUAGCUCGUGCCAGUCAUGGAGGAUCAUUACCGGGCUUUAAAAACUGUCAUAGACUCGACCGCGUGGCCGUUCAAGACAGUCAUAGAUCUGCUCAGUAA
Helobdella robusta is the source of this 1137-nucleotide messenger RNA. RefSeq lists its product as hypothetical. The transcript is spliced from 4 exons. The record is from RefSeq and is a predicted model, not a curated record. The coding region runs from base 1 to 1137 and encodes 378 amino acids. Lineage: Eukaryota; Metazoa; Annelida; Clitellata; Rhynchobdellida; Glossiphoniidae.